AUGUCUAAGGGACCUGCAGUUGGCAUUGAUCUGGGCACCACCUACUCUUGUGUGGGUGUCUUCCAACACGGAAAAGUGGAAAUAAUUGCCAAUGAUCAGGGAAACCGAACCACCCCAAGUUAUGUCGCUUUUACUGAUACCGAACGAUUGAUCGGUGAUGCUGCAAAGAAUCAAGUUGCAAUGAACCCCACCAACACGGUGUUUGAUGCCAAACGCCUCAUUGGACGUAGAUUUGAUGAUGCUGUUGUUCAAUCCGAUAUGAAGCAUUGGCCCUUCAUGGUGGUGAAUGAUGCUGGCAGGCCUAAGGUCCAAGUAGAAUACAAGGGAGAGACAAAAAGUUUCUAUCCAGAAGAAGUGUCUUCAAUGGUUUUGACAAAGAUGAAGGAAAUUGCAGAAGCCUACCUUGGGAAGACUGUUACCAAUGCUGUUGUCACAGUACCUGCUUACUUCAAUGACUCUCAGCGUCAGGCUACCAAAGAUGCUGGAACUAUUGCUGGUCUCAAUGUGCUUAGAAUCAUCAACGAACCAACUGCUGCUGCUAUUGCUUACGGCUUAGACAAAAAGGUUGGAGCUGAAAGGAAUGUGCUGAUCUUUGACUUGGGAGGUGGCACUUUUGAUGUGUCAAUUCUCACAAUUGAAGAUGGAAUCUUUGAGGUCAAAUCUACAGCUGGAGACACCCACUUAGGUGGAGAAGACUUUGACAACCGGAUGGUCAACCAUUUCAUUGCAGAGUUCAAGCGCAAGCAUAAGAAGGACAUCAGUGAGAACAAGAGGGCUGUCCGUCGCCUCCGUACAGCUUGUGAACGUGCUAAGCGUACACUCUCUUCCAGCACCCAAGCCAGUAUUGAGAUUGAUUCGCUCUAUGAAGGAAUUGACUUCUAUACCUCUAUCACUCGUGCCCGAUUUGAAGAAUUGAAUACUGACCUUUUCCGUGGCACCCUGGACCCUGUAGAGAAAGCCCUUCGGGAUGCCAAGCUCGACAAGUCCCAAAUCCAUGAUAUUGUCCUGGUGGGUGGUUCUACCCGUAUCCCCAAGAUUCAGAAACUCCUACAGGACUUCUUCAAUGGAAAAGAGUUGAAUAAGAGCAUCAACCCUGAUGAGGCUGUUGCUUAUGGUGCAGCUGUCCAGGCAGCCAUCCUAUCUGGAGACAAAUCUGAAAAUGUUCAAGAUUUGCUGCUGUUGGAUGUCACUCCUCUUUCCCUUGGCAUUGAAACUGCUGGUGGAGUCAUGACUGUCCUCAUCAAGCGCAAUACUACCAUUCCUACCAAGCAGACACAGACCUUCACUACCUAUUCUGACAACCAGCCUGGUGUGCUCAUUCAGGUUUAUGAAGGUGAGAGGGCCAUGACCAAGGAUAACAACUUGCUUGGCAAGUUUGAACUCACAGGCAUACCUCCUGCACCUCGUGGUGUUCCUCAGAUUGAAGUCACUUUUGAUAUUGAUGCCAAUGGCAUCCUCAAUGUCUCUGCUGUGGAUAAAAGUACAGGAAAAGAGAACAAGAUUACCAUCACUAAUGACAAGGGUUGCCUGAGCAAGGAAGACAUCGAGCGCAUGGUCCAGGAAGCUGAGAAGUACAAAGCUGAAGAUGAGAAGCAGAGGGACAAGGUAUCUUCCAAGAAUUCACUUGAAUCCUAUGCAUUUAACAUGAAAGCAACUGUUGAAGAUGAAAAACUCCAGG
This is a messenger RNA of Rhinolophus ferrumequinum (greater horseshoe bat), 1678 nucleotides long. Its product is annotated as heat shock cognate 71 kDa protein-like. The record is from RefSeq and is a predicted model, not a curated record. Gene Ontology annotation, cellular component: plasma membrane; cytoplasm; cytosol. The annotation marks the transcript as partial. The transcript has a single exon. NCBI's taxonomy places the organism in Eukaryota, Metazoa, Chordata, Mammalia, Chiroptera, Rhinolophidae. Gene Ontology annotation, molecular function: ATP-dependent protein folding chaperone; ATP binding; misfolded protein binding. Gene Ontology annotation, biological process: cellular response to unfolded protein; protein refolding; vesicle-mediated transport.